This is a messenger RNA of Mycena indigotica, 2331 nucleotides long. RefSeq lists its product as uncharacterized. The transcript is spliced from 9 exons. NCBI's taxonomy places the organism in Eukaryota, Fungi, Basidiomycota, Agaricomycetes, Agaricales, Mycenaceae. The record is from RefSeq and is a predicted model, not a curated record. Gene Ontology annotation, molecular function: protein binding. The coding region runs from base 1 to 2331 and encodes 776 amino acids. Gene Ontology annotation, cellular component: cytosol; mitochondrion. Gene Ontology annotation, biological process: cell redox homeostasis.
AUGGCAGCUUCGGCGGCCGGGAUGGUCGUCCAGCUUAGAGACGUCGUAGGCCAUAAACCCCCUCCUCUUGUGGGUGCCUCGACGACAAUGCUGGGCUCUAAAAUAUUCUUGUUCGGCGGCUAUAUCCCUUUCAGCGGCAGAGUCAUGUCAGAUCUGUACAUUCUCGACGUCGAACUGUGUAAAUGGGAGAAGCUGCUUCCACCACUGAAUCCAACAGAACCCAAGGGGCGUUGUUUUCAUACCGCUGAUAUCUGGAACAACCACCUGGUCGUCUUCGGAGGACUGACUGCAUUCAACGCCAGUACUCACUUGCAAUCAGAACGCUUGCAAGAUCUCGGCGACGUCCGUUUGUUUGACCUUGCCAGUCAUUGUUGGCUGCCCGUCACAUCAAACAAGUCAGCUGCGACGAUCCCCCCGCCAGCAAGGCAUAAUCAUAUCUCCUGCAUAACUGGCAACCACCUCGUUAUAUUUGGGGGUGUCGAUGCCUGGGGAGAGCCGCUGUCAGACGCCACUAUGCUUUUCUCGAUGUCGAUUAUGCGUUUUGCGCAACUUCAAGAUGGCGAACAUUCACUCCAACACUGCCUCCAGACUUGGAAAAUUGUUUCCUUACUAAUCCCCUGCCAUAUUCUGAGGCCAUUUCCUCGAAUUCUCCCGUCGAAGUUUCCAUUUUCAAUUCUUCUCGGCCUACCAGUGUCGAUACACUCACGUUCUCCUCCAAUGGCGAAAUCGUACUGCCCCCCGCCCCGAUCGCUGCCUUCCAGCAGGCAGCCAACUGCCGUUUAUCGUCCCUGUGGCACGAUUCUCGGGACCAAGCUUGUUGUUGCUGGCAACUCGGCACCCUGCCCUGGCUUUUCUCCCGUGUUCACUGUCUGGACACAAGACCUGUCCAGCAAUUCAUGGACCCGUAUCGACACUGGUGACAUAAUGAAAGGAGGUUUGUGGGGCAAUGGACUUCUUUGGAAUCCACGCAACAAGUUGAUCGUAUUGGGAAUAAAACAAGCUCCCUCAUCUCACAAUUCCGAUGCGGCACGACGUUCUCUUUUCGCUGCCCAUUGGGAUACAAUGGUUUUUAUUGAUUUAGAAGCUCUCGGCAUUUAUCAGGCCCCUGCACGUCCCCUCGAUCUCGCCCACCAACAACGAGCUCUAGCUAUCUUAGCAGAAGGACAGCAUGUUGACUUCGCUUUUGGCUGCGAGGAUGGACGAGAAAUCGGAUGUGCCAAGAUGCUCGUUGCUGGACGCUGGCCAUGGCUGAACGAGAAACUUGAACUUGUCCGAGUUCAAUCCACCGCAGAGUUGAAGAGUGGCAGUCAUAUCACCGUCGCUGUCAGCUCCUCAAAGUGCACUGUCGGUGCAUCUUUCCCUGUUGUGCAGGCGCUGGUCCAGUACCUCUACAGUUUGUCGCUGUCAACGUCGCUGCAACGGGCUCCAGCGGUCUUGAGUCACUUGCUACUUAUUGCCACCGAAUUCCGCAUGUCGUAUUUGCAGGCAUUGGUGAAGCACGCUAUGCACCUUGCUCUGAGCGAAGCGACUGCUGCGGGUGUUUAUGAGGUUGCGGCUUUGUGUGGAUGCCGGGGUCUGCAAAUACGGGCCUUUUCGAUUCAUUCACGACGUUGGCUCAAGACCGGGCGAGCUCGCUCCCACUCUGAGGGUGCCCAAACCCAGCGUCCGCGCAAACAGAUCGUCAGUUCGCAGUCGGAAUCGUCGAUGGACGAUCUUGCUUCCAGAUUUCUGCACAACGCCGCGAUCCCAGAUGGAGAGCCUAAGCUCACUGGCAGCAACCCUGGGACGAAAGUCCGUCGGUUGCCUUCACCGCGCAUAAAUACGACAACCACAGUCCCUCCUCUACCCACACCAUUAUCGCCCCUGCUGUCGACAAAAUUUGUCACGGAGCCAAUCGCAAAAGGCUUGAAGACGGAACAUAGCCCACUAAGACCCAAUACUCCUCCGAUUGAAAGGGUUGGCCGGCCGGCCAUCAUUCGGCAGACCACGGCUCCGGCUAUGGUCGGAGCCGGUCUACAAUCGCGUUCACAAUCAGCGGGGCCUGGCUCGCGAAUUCCACGGGCUCCUUCCCGUCAAUCGACUAAGAGGGAGACGACUCAAGUUCCCGCUCCUCGCAGCGCUUCAUCGACGCCAACACCAAGGCUACCGAAGGCUCCUAAUGGGAACACGAAACGACUAACAUCAACAUCUCCCCCUUUGAAGAGCACAGAGACACCCAAACUACAGUCUUCACGGUCCGCCCAGAACCUCGGCAAAGGGAAAGAAGUAGCGGGACCAAGACUUCCAACGUAUAGGCGGAGAAACACUGUGUCGCAAUCUAAAAUACACUAA